AUGGCACAUCUGAGUGAAAGGCAUGGAGAGGCGAUGCAGAGACGCGGAGAGCUGAUGCAGGAGCGGAUGCAACUGCUGGCGAUCCGCACGGGCUACCCGGAGGUGUUCAACCGCCCGCGUCGGAGCUCUCCCUCGUCUACAGCGAACGCUACUGCAGUUGUUGCAGCUAGCAGUCAGCUGGGAUCGAGCAGUAUUCGAGCGAUUAGUCGCGACAGCUCGUACCCGUACCAGCAGCGACGCACACCCGAAGAAAUGGCGGAAUUCAGUCGUCUGUGCGAGCAGCGAGUGGCUCUUACGAAGGAGAAGGGGAUUCAAGCGCAACGGCAAGCGUUGGCCGCUGAGCAACAGCGUCAAGCUCGGAGCCAGCUCGCAGGUGAAGCUGCUCCGGCUCAGGCGGUCCAGAGACUUCGUGAACGACGAGAGAAACAGCGUCGUGCAGCUGAAGCGGAACUGGAGGCGCUGGUGAAUCAGCAGGACUCGUCACUUGAGGCGAUGAACAUCGCGCGAAUGCUAUCACCGAGAUUCCAGGAGCGCAUGGAAUACGCCCCCUCGGUAGCCAAGUACUCGGCUGAAGAUGAGCGGGUCAAGCAGCUACUUGGAACCACACGCAUAGGAACCUACUACCAAUGA
Messenger RNA from Phytophthora sojae, 630 nucleotides. RefSeq lists its product as hypothetical. The transcript is spliced from 3 exons. The record is from RefSeq and is a predicted model, not a curated record. The coding region runs from base 1 to 630 and encodes 209 amino acids. NCBI's taxonomy places the organism in Eukaryota, Oomycota, Peronosporomycetes, Peronosporales, Peronosporaceae.